CCGGUGCAGACAUGGCGCUGUCGCUGCUCACCGAUCUCUAUCAGUUCUCUAUGGCGUUCGGUUACUGGCGGAGCGGGCGGCACCGGGAGAUGGCGGAGUUCGAGCUCUAUUUCCGGGAAGCUCCAUUCGGCGGCGGAUUCUGUCUGUUCUUCGGGCUGGGGGAGUGCGUGAGCUUCCUGCAAUCCUUCUCAUUCUCCGCCCAGGAUAUUGCUUAUCUGGAAUCUGUCCUGCCCAGCACUGUGGAGAAGGACUUCAUGGAUUUCCUGCUGACGGUAAACGCGUCAGAGGUCACAGUGUCCUCCGUUCCAGAGGGAUCUGUUGUAUUUGCCAAAGAGCCUUUGAUGAAGGUGAGAGGCCCUCUGCUUGUGGUGCAGCUUUUAGAGACAACACUGCUUUGUCUGGUGAACUAUGCCAGCCUUGUCGGUACCAACGCAGCUCGGUUUCGUUUGGCAGCUGGAUCAGACAAAAAAUUGAUUGAAAUGGGUUUGAGAAGAGCACAAGGCUGUGAUGGGGGGCUUUCUGCUUCCAAAUAUUCCUACAUGGGAGGCUUUGACUCCACCAGCAAUGUUCUAGCUGGGAAGCUUUUUGGGAUCCCGGUAGCUGGUUCUGUAGCCCACUCCUACGUCUCGUCCAUUUGCUCUCCUGAUGAAUUGAAGUGUCGGACACUAAAACCUGCAAAUAAACAAGAGGAAGAGGUGGAUUUCUUGCUCCUCACGCAAUCCUGCCUUAGGAAAGUCUGUCAGGUCCUCAAAGUGCCCCAGGCAGAGACAAACCUCGGAGAGCUGGCAGCCUUUGUGUCGUACGCCAUUGCGUUUCCGUGGAAUUUCCUGAUGGUUGUUGAUACUUACAGUGUGUUAAUGAGUGGAGUCCCUAACUUCUGUGCUGUGGCACUGGCACUCCACCAGCUGGGUUACCAAGCUCUUGGUGUUCGGCUCGAUAGUGGCAAUCUUGCUCGGCUGUCUGUACAAAUUAGAAAAAUCUUCCAAGUUUGCUCAAAACAAUUUGAAAUUCCCGAAUUUGCAAAAUUCUCCAUUGCCGUCAGUAACAGUAUCAGCGAGCACAGCUUGAAGCUUCUGGCCCAAGAAGAGAAUGAAGUCAAUGUUGUAGGAGUGGGCACUCACUUGGUCACCUGCACUCGACAGCCGUCCCUGGGCUGCGUCUACAAGCUUGUCCAGGUUAAUGAUGUGCCUUGCUUUAAACUAAGUGAGGACCAAGAAAAAGCAACCAUUCCAGGAAGCAAGACCGUUUACCGGCUUAACGAUGGCAACGGUCGUCCUUUUCUGGAUCUCAUGACCCUGCAAGAUGAGCCGCCUCCUGAAUCCAGAAAAGAAGUGAAGAUCUACAAGUUGGGACCAGAAUUUGAAACAGACAUUGUGAUACCGGAACAAGUCACGUGCAUUCAUCGCAUCUACUUCAAAAACGGACAGGUGCCAAGUGACCAAUUUUUGCCAAGUAUUAAUGUAAUACGAUCUCAUGCACAAAGAUCUCUGCACAGCCUUGGACAAGAGCACAAGGAUCUAGAAAAUCCACGGCCAUAUACAGUUGCAGUGACUGAAAAGCUCCACAGUCUGCUGACCAAUCUGAAGAGGACAUCACUGUUGCAGUAAGGCUCUCUCGUCCAAAGGAACCAACUCCUGGCCUGCGAUCAAUAAACAGGCAUCCUGUCUCUCUGAGGAUCUCCCAGCGUGGGGAUAGGAGCGGCUGAUUGUGUUUGCCUAUGUGUAUAACAAGGUGAAAAAUCUGGGAGUCUGGCCAAGCCAUCCCUGGCUGCUCCUCUUAUAACCAUCAUUUAGAUGGAGAACUGUGUACGUCAGCAGUUUCGUUACAUUAAGCCGGGCAGGUGAAUGGGUUAAACACUCUUCACGAUGGACGUUUUCCUUGUGGCAUCCAUCACCACCACACUUGCGGGGUCUUAUCUCAGAAACUCCAUCCUGAAAGAGGAAUGUUUACCUUUGUGACAAUUCCUUUCCUCACCUCACACGGAAGGAUGAAGUAAUGCAUGUUCUUUGCAUGCACAUCAAUUACGGCAUUAUGUUACCGUGGUAACCUCAUACAGCCUUGGUAUAGACACAUUGAUAUUCUCUGUGCACAAAACAUGCCUUUACUGCCUUUCUUUUAGUGAAAAUGCUAAAUAUAUUUUUUUUUAAUAUGAAGCUCAACGAAUUGCUAUUUUUAUUAAAUACUUUUGACAUUUCUUGAAUACAUUUCAAGCACAUUGUUAAUAAUAUAAUGGAUAAAAUGUUGUCCUGAGCCUUUGGAAAGUGCACUUUAUGAAUUCCAUUUAUCUUAAUAAGCUAACUGCUUUUUUAAAGAAAAUAUUUGUGAUUGGAGUGUCGGCUAUAUACUACCCACGGGCACUGAUGGUUUCUGAGCGCACACACACUCUCCCAGAAUGCCUAAUAAUCGAACUACGUCCAAUCUCGGUGGGAAAGAUGAACAUCACAAUUGGAUACAUUGUGUAGUCACAUAGAAUG
This is a messenger RNA of Pelobates fuscus (common spadefoot toad), 2474 nucleotides long. It is a transcript of the gene NAPRT, whose product is annotated as nicotinate phosphoribosyltransferase. Lineage: Eukaryota; Metazoa; Chordata; Amphibia; Anura; Pelobatidae. Gene Ontology annotation, molecular function: nicotinate phosphoribosyltransferase activity. Gene Ontology annotation, cellular component: cytosol. The coding region runs from base 12 to 1607 and encodes 531 amino acids. The record is from RefSeq and is a predicted model, not a curated record. The transcript has 13 exons. Gene Ontology annotation, biological process: NAD+ biosynthetic process via the salvage pathway.